This is a messenger RNA of Harmonia axyridis, 1002 nucleotides long. RefSeq lists its product as uncharacterized. Lineage: Eukaryota; Metazoa; Arthropoda; Insecta; Coleoptera; Coccinellidae. The transcript is spliced from 2 exons. Bases 155 to 829 code for a protein of 224 amino acids. The record is from RefSeq and is a predicted model, not a curated record.
AAAAAAAACUCAAAUAAGUAUUCAUAUGAAAACUGAUAUCAUAACAAGUUUUUCAAAACAGAGCAAUCAUAUGUGUAGUUACAGUCGAAUAUCUUCCGUCUAUCAAACUGUUUGAUUUAAUUGUGAUCUUAUUUUGUAUUAUUGAAAAUAGAAGAUGAGUGGACUCUAUCUACACAGCCCACAGCAACAGUGUGGAAAGGACUGCCAUGCUUACAGUCCAUGCUCAAACAAAGCUGAAGAAAUUUACAUAAGAGGAAGACCAAUAAUGGCUUGUGUUCACACAACACAACCUACAGAAGUCUUCACAAAACCACCAAACCACAUACCGAAAGCAAUUGAAGAUGUACCAAGAAAACAAUCGCACACUGAAGGUUGUUUGAGAAAUAAAGGAUUUGUUUGUCCAUUUGGUAGAUGCGAGGAUAAAUCUAAAGACCUUUUCAAUCACUUUUACAAGAACCACGACUUCGUAAGAGUCAAUUUGAACGUACCACUGGUCUACAGGCUUAAAAACAUCACGAAAGAUAUGUUCAUCAUCUAUGAACAACAAAAAGAUGUUUUCUUCCUUGGGUACAUUGAAGACUCGUAUAAGAAUUAUAUACAUUUUGAAAUGCAGGUCAUUUAUAACUAUACGAAAAAUUGCUGUGGACAUCCUAAAUUUGUUUUAAGCAUCCCUGGUUGUGUCAGCAAUGCAACUAUAGAUACGUUCAAGAGCAAAUUCUCCUUAGGUAAUGGUGUCAGGAAGAUUCAAAUCUAUAAAAAUAAUCUAAGAAAGUCGACUGGAUCGAAAAUGUUUUAUGACAUGGAAAUUAUGGUGAAGCAAAUUUUAUAAUCAAUAAAUUCUAAUUUAACUGUUUUUUCAUGUCACAUGUUUUUCUGUAAUUUUAAAGUUUUCUGUUUGUGUUUGUUAAUAUUGACUUGUUUACAUAUAUUUUAUUAGAAAUUUUGAUGGAAUGAAAUAUGUCAAGGUUUUAACAUCGAUUUAACGAAUAAAUGAUAUUUGAA